Molecule: messenger RNA, 3074 nt
Organism: Salvelinus sp. IW2-2015
Lineage: Eukaryota; Metazoa; Chordata; Actinopteri; Salmoniformes; Salmonidae
Gene: trpc1
Product: transient receptor potential cation channel, subfamily C, member 1
Biological process (GO): calcium ion transmembrane transport; regulation of cytosolic calcium ion concentration
Cellular component (GO): plasma membrane; cation channel complex
Molecular function (GO): protein binding; inositol 1,4,5 trisphosphate binding; store-operated calcium channel activity
Source: RefSeq, a predicted model, not a curated record
CACCAUCAGGACCAGAGGACUGUCAGGAGCCUGCGAAGCGAUGCGAAAAAAUUGUGCAUGUAAACACGUUGAUGGAGAGUUCUAUGUAUGCACUGACUGCGUGCGGUAUGUUUACAUCUGAUGAAGAAUAGCGUAUGUCAAAGGGUUAUUACGAGGAAACAACUGGGAAGGUCGUUACGCACGCCAAACGCCGACGCUGCGUAAAAAACGGAUGAAACGUUAGCAACACGGAUGCGACGACAAUAAUAGCUUACAUAUUUAUUUAUUUAUUUUUUCCGGGAAGACGUUUACACCUGCCGUUCUUUGGGGGGAAAUACAUUAACCGUCUUUUUGCAGUAUAUGUCAUCCCAUGUGACGGGCUUUCAUGGUUAAAUGGUCGCUGGCGCCUAGUAGUGGGAUGCACAUCAGUGUUCUGCCCUACUCCUUCUCCGUCGCAAUGGCCGCUCUAUAUCAGGUCACGGACGUGUCCUCUCCGGAUAAAUUUCUGGCCCUGAAAGACGUGAGGGAGGUGAAGGAGGAGACUACUCUGGAUGAAAAGCUCUUCCUACUGGCCUGUGAGAAAGGUGACUACUACAUGGUGAAGAGACUGCUGGAGGAGAAGACAGAGCUCAAUAUCAACUGUGUAGACGUGCUGGGGAGAGACGCUGUCACCAUCUCUAUAGAGAACCAAAACCUGGACAUCCUUAAGCUUCUGCUGGAGCACGGCUGCCAGAAACUGAUGCAGCGGAUCCAGAACCCUGAGUACUCCACCACCAUGGACGUGGCGCCAGUGAUCCUGGCGGCCCAUAGGAACAAACUAUGAGAUACUGACCAUGUGCUGAAGCAGGAUAUCUCCUGCCCAGGCCCGGAUUUGCUGCUGCGACGGUGUACUGUCUCUGUAAAAAAUGCCAAGAACAAGAAGGACAGCCUCCGGCACUCCAGGUUUCGUCUGGACAUCUACAGGUGCCUGGCCAGCCCGUCUCUGAUUAUGCUGACCGAGGAGGACCCCAUCCUCAGGGCCUUUGAGCUGAGUGCAGACCUCAGGGAGCUCAGCCUGGUCGAGGUGGAGUUCAGGAAUGACUAUGAGGAGUUAGCUAAGCAGUGUAAGAUGUUUGCUAAGGACCUCCUGGCCCAGGCAAGUUGUAACUCCAGGGAGCUGGAGGUGAUCCUCAACCACACGGCCAACGAAGUCACGGUGGACAAGAGAGGCCUGAUGGAGGAACGCAUGAACCUCAGCCGGCUCAAACUAGCUAUCAAGUACAACCAGAAAGAGUUUGUGGCCCAGUCCAACUGCCAGCAGUUCCUCAACACCGUCUGGUUCGGCGAGACGGCCAGCUACCGGCGUAAACACACGUGUCUGAAGAUGUCCACGGUACUGAGCGUGGCGGUGCUGUGGCCGCUGCUCUCCCUGUGCUACCUAGUGGUGCCGCGCUCCCGCGUGGGCCAUAUCAUCCACACGCCCUUUGUCAAGUUCAUCAUACACAGUGCCUCCUACUUCACCUUCCUCCUGCUCAUCAACCUGUACUCUCUGGUGUAUAACGAGGGCAAGAAGAACACCAUGGGUCCUGCCCUGGAGAUGAUCGACUACCUGCUCAUACUCUGGAUCAUAGGGAUGGUGUGGUCGGACGUGAAGCGUCUAUGGUACGAGGGCUUGGAGGACUUCCUGGAUGAGUCGAGGAAUCAGCUGAGCUUUGUCAUGAACUCUCUCUACCUGUCCACCUUCGCCCUCAAGAUAGUGGCUCACAGCAAGUUUAAGAACGUGGAGGACACAGAGAGGAAAAAUUGGGAUGCCUUCCACCCCAUCCUUGUGGCUGAGGGGCUGUUUGCCUUCGCUAACGUCCUGAGCUACCUACGACUGUUCUUCAUGUACACCACCAGCUCAAUACUGGGCCCACUGCAGAUCUCCGUUGGCCAGAUGCUGCAGGAGUUUGGUAAGUUCCUGGGUCUGUUCCUGCUGGUGCUCAUCUCUUUCACCAUCGGCCUGACGCAGCUCUACGGGAAGGAUCAGAAGGACCCGGCCAAGAGUCCCGCCAAAGACUGUGAGGGCAUCUUCUGUCAGCAGCAGAGCAACGAUGCCUUCCACACGUUCAUGGGAACGUGCUACGCUCUGUUCUGGUACAUCUUCUCUCUGGCCCACGUGGCUCUCUUCGUGACCCGGAUCAACUACACGGAGGAGCUGAGGUCAUUUGUGGGAGCCCUCAUCGUGGGCACGUACAACAUCGUGGUGGUCAUCGUUCUCACCAAGCUGCUGGUCGCCAUGCUCCACAAGAGCUUCAGGCAGAUCGCUAACCACGAGGAUAAGGAGUGGAAGUUUGCCCGCGCCAAGCUGUGGCUGAGCUACUUUGACGACAAGUGUACCCUGCCGCCGCCCUUCAACAUCCUACCCUCCCCCAAGACUGUGUGUUACCUUCUGACCAGUAUGAGUAAAUGGAUCUGCUCCCACACCUCCACGGGGAAGGUCAAGAGACAGAACAGCCUCAAGGAGUGGAGGAACCUGAAGCGGAAGCGUGAUGAGAACUACCAGAAGAUCAUGUGUUGUCUGGUCCAUCGCUACCUGACGUCCACCAGGCAGAAGAUGCAGAGCACCGACCAGGCCACCGUAGAGAACCUCAACGACCUGCGGCAGGACCUCUCCAAGUUCCGCAACGAGAUGAGAGACCUGCUGGGAUUCAGAACCUCCAAGUACGCCAUGUUCUACCCCCGGAGCUAAGACUGACCUGAUCUGAACCUCAACCCAACCUCAACCCAACCAUGUUCUACCCUUGGAGCUAGAACUGAUCUGGUCUCAACCUCCACCCAACCUCAACCGGCCAGCUAAGACUGGUCUCAACCCCAACAUCAACCCCAACCAGCCCUGUCAGCUUCUUCACCCAGGGGGUCCUAUCUCUGACCCUAGCAUGCUCAGAAAUGACCUUGUGUCCAGUCACAGAGAGACAUUUAAACCUGGAACUCCACUGGAAAUAUAUAUAUAUAUUCUGCACCAAAGUCUCCAGAUUCACCCAGAUCCCUUAUGUAAUAAUAUUUAGUCAUCCUACUUGUUUUCUAAAAUUGUCAUUGUUUUCAACAAAGGACUUAAUAAAAUGUAAUGGAAAAUA